UCUGUUAAAAUAAUUAACUUUCUGAAAGUAAGGAAUGCGUCUUCUCUAAGUUAUAUGUAUAAUAUGCAUAACCAUAUAUAAGCAGGCAAGCAGAUGCUUGAUCUACUGCAAGUGAAAUAUGAUCCUUGUUGCCCUACAUUGAGAGCAGCUAUCACAAGUAUUAGGAAAAAAUUGUAAUUUUACAGUAAGAGGAAAUAUUCUCUAAUAUAAUUUCAUGCAAUAAAUAUUUAUUGAACGCCUGUCUGCAGUUUGUUAGGAAGUCCUUCCACGUACGGAGCCAAAAUUUGCCCUUCUCCAUUUUCUAAUCCACCCAUGCCAGGGCAGUCCUCUGAAGAUGAUUUGUAUAAGACACAUCUUCAAACAUUUCAAGAUGGCUUCAAGUCCUCCAAGCAUGCCUCAGAACAUUUGAGUCUUCACCUCAUUUGCCUUCUGGAAGCGCUCCAUUUCUGUCAGUGUGUUUCCUGAAUUGUGACUCCCAGAAGCAAACGUCACCUCCCUGUUCUUGAUGUAGUCUAGCCGGUACAGACACUACUGCUGCCAGUAUAGCCUCAGACGAUGCAGGACAGGAAUGCCAUACCUGUUGAUCAACACUGAGCUAUUGUCUCUAGCCCCAUCGUUCCCAUGCUGUCCUUAUGUGGUUAGACUUUUCUAAUCCUAGGUAAAGGAUUUCACAUUUAUUAGUAAAGUUCAGCUUAUUCUAUUCAGCCCAUCAUUCCAGCUUUUUGAGAUAUUUCUGGAUCCUGUUGUCUUACAUGGAGUAUGGUAAAAAAAAAAUUUGGAGUCAGGAAACAUGAGCUAGUAUCCCCAUCUUAAUCACUUAACUUAUAAGCAUUACCUACUUCUCAGGGUUGUUAUAAGGGACAUUUUUUAAGGUGUUAAAGAAAUGUGCCUUACAUAGUUCAGGUCAGUUAAACAUUUAUGUGCCUACUAUGUUAGAAACAAUUGGAAAUACUUCAGAGGAUCUGGGCUUUUGUCAAGGUGGGUAGUGGUGACAUUGAUAUCCUGCUGUAGUCCUACCACCACAAAGGUUUAAUUACCAUGACCAACUUGAUUAUGAGCUUGUCCACACUUAAAUCUAAUACCCACUAGGCCCACAAUCUUAAGCCUUUAUAGCUCUUGCCAGAACUCUUAUUCUGCCAGCUGCAUCUUCAAGAAUUCAAGGUCAUCUCCACACUAUGAUCGGGUAUUGAAGUUCUACUUGACUGGGGCUGCCAGAAAAAAAAAAGAAGAAAAUGCCCAUCCAUGCCCAAGGAUCAAAAAUCCUAUAAAGGGAAGAAGGGCAAGUAAUUAUGAUGCAAUAGAAUAUGAAGGAGGCAAGGAAGGGAUCCAGAAAAAGGGAGGGACAACACUGAUUAGGAAAGGGUUUUUGGAGGUGACACCUGAACUGAGUCUUGGAAGGUAAGUUUUUGACAGGGAGAGUGCAUUUUGGGCAUGGAUGUGUUGCAUGAACUAUAUAGAGGAUGACAAGUUCAGUAGUGGGAGAGGAGAUCUGGGACACUACCUUGCCUACAGCACAGAAUGCAUCAAGGGAGGGUGGUAAAGGCUGGCGAGGCAGGUGCACAGACAGCCUUAUGAUGGAAUCUGCAUCCCAUCUGAAAGGAGAAAAUGAUUGAUUUUGAGUGAUUGGCCGUUUUGUUAUGAGGAUGGCUGGAAAGGGGGUAGGGGACAGGGAACCUGGAGUAAGAAAAGCUAAGUUAGAUUAUUUCAUUCCAUGUAAGAGACAUGUACUAAAGUACAGGCAGAGUGAAUGGAGAGUGGGGUGGUGAGGGAUGCAAGAACCAGCUGGACUUUGACAUGAAUCUUUCCAGCAUGGGUAAUGAGGAGGUGCCAUUAACAGAAACAGGGCAGGCAGGUUCAUUAUUAAAGAUGGCUUCAGUUUUGGACAUGAUUAGGAUUGGGGCAGGAAUCCAAAGAAAUGUUCAGCAAGCAAAAUUGAAGAUAAGGGGCUAAUUCAAGGGCAAAAUUGGACCAGGUGUAUAUAUUGGGGAGUUACCUGCACAGAACUGACAAUCCAGAAUGGUAAGAUAAUUCAGAAUACUAGACAUGGGAAAGAAUCAAGCCCUAAUGGGCCCCAGUGGCUGUGGCACUAUAGUAGGUGCUAGUCACACUUAAGGGACAGGAUGAUGAGCCUACCAAGGAAUGGGAUCUGUUACUGGAGGAAAACCAGGAAAGCAGUGUCCCAAAAGCCAAGUAGAAAAGAUAAUAAAAGAGCCUGGAGUAGGCAAUGUAAAAAUUCAGAGUUGGAGGUGAUCAUAUCCUAAACGUCAUCAUCACUCAAUGACUGGCUGGAAGGAAGUUGUAAACGAGUUGGGGUUGAGUGGGAGAACUGAUGUGAAUUUGAUCUGAAGGCCAGGGUAAUUGGUCAUCAACGUGAAUACUGAAGGUCUCAACGAUGACAGGAAUAAGAACAGACAAAAAAACCUCAGCCAUAUGAAGUAAAUUAAGAAAGGGAAUAACCUGGAGGUCAGGAUGAAGUAACAGGAAGUUAAUGAAUUUCAAGAGGCAAGUCUGGCAUAGCAGUAUGCUGACUCCUGGUCCAAGAAGGAAAGGAGGGAGUGAAGGAGAUGAAGCGUUCCCAUUGGAAAAGAUAGCCAGGGACUUUCAGGAGAAAUCCAAAAGAUAGACAUUUAGGAGAUAAAGAAUGAAAGGGUGGUUGUUUACAAUAGAAGAGAGUUUGUGGACCUAGGAGGAGCUAGAAGGAUAGGCCUAGGGAUGAGUGCUGAGAGACCACUUGGGAAAGGAUAUUGGCUGGAUCAAAUGACAGGCCUUGCCCCUCCCUUCAGGAAGUAAAGUCCGUUGGGAACCAAGACUGGUUUUGCUCAGUCUGCUCUUUUUUCAGGCUCUUAUAAAUGCUCACUUGUGCUACGUUUCACGCAUGCUGAAGCAAGGAGCUGUUGAAAAGGAAUAAAAAUCCGAGACAUGUUAUAAUUUACUUUUCUUCUUAAACUGACUUACUUGAUGAGGCUUCCUUUCCCGAGUUUUACAUCAAAAGGAUUCUCUUACGGGCGCGAGAGGAGCGGGAACAGUUGUCAUGCUGAAGGGGACAAAGUCACGCCCUUACGCUGAACCCCUUGACGGAGGAUGGGGGUGGAUGAUAGUGUUCCAUUUCUUCCUGGUAAACAUGCUUCUAAUGGGACUGACCAAAACCUUUGCAAUUUUCUUCGUGGUUUUUCAAGAAGAAUUUGGUGGCACUUCAGAAGAGAUUGGCUGGAUUGGAUCUUUGUUGUCUUCGUUGCGCUUCAUUGCAGCUCCACUGGGUGCUGUGUUGUGUGAAAAGAUAGGGGAGAAGUCUACGUCCAUGCUCGGUGCCCUCCUUAUCUGCACUGGAUACUUGAUCAGCAGCUUGGCCACAGGCAUCUCCUUCCUCUGUAUAUCUAUGGGGCUUCUACCGGGUCUGGGCUCUGCUUGCAUGUACCAUGCAGCUUCUGUGAUAAUGGCUAAAUAUUUCAAAAAACGACUGGCUCUGUCGAUGGCUGUUGCUCGUUCAGGGAUGGGGCUGACAUUCCUGCUGGCACCUCUCACAAAAAUCCUGAUAGAUGAAUAUGACUGGCCAGGUACCCUUGUACUAUUUGGAGGGAUCUCACUGAAUUUAGUGCCCUCCAGUAUGCUCUUACGACCCAUCAGCAUCAAAAGAGAAGAGCACAUGGCUACCAGAAGUACAGAUGCAGAAAGUCCACCGGAAGUGCCAGCCGGCAAAGAUGGACAGCCGCCUUCCCCUGGAAACUGCUUAGUCAGCAAGGAUGAACCAACUGGUCAAGGGGCAGCAAUCUCAGGAUGCCAAGACAAUGACGAAGCAGUCUUCAGCAACAAGCCUCGAUUCUAUAAGCAGCUCAUCGACAACUCUCCAUUGAAGAACCCUUUAUUCUACAUAUUCACCUGGUGCAUGCUAUUCAGCCAGCUGGCAUAUUUCAUCCCUAUUUUCCAUCUGGUAGCAAGAGCUAAAACUCUGGGGAUCGACACCAUGGAUGCCUCCUAUUUAAUUUCAAUGGCUGGCAUGACAGAGACACUCAUGCAGCUACUGUCUGGAUGGGUUGCUGACCAAAACUGGAUCAAGAACUAUCAGUACUACAAGGCUUACCUCAUCCUCUGUGGCAUCACUAACCUGCUCGCUCCUUUAGCCACCACAUUUCCUCUACUCAUGACCUACUCCAUCUUCUUUGCCAUUUUCUGUGGCUGUUAUUUGGCAAUGAUGCUCCCUGUAAUGGCUGAUUUCACUGGGAACUCUACGCUAAACCGGUUUUUGGGGUUUGCUGCCUUUUUUGCUGGGCUGGUUAUUCUUUCUGGACCACCCAUAGCAGGCUGGCUACAUGACAACACCCAGACGUAUGCCUAUUCCUUUUUAUUUUCUGGGAUGUGCUAUCUGCUCUCAUCAGUUUCUCUGUUCUUUGUGCCCCUGGCCACAAGAUGGGCAAAGAGAUGGGCUGAGCAGCAGAGGACGACUUCAACCAAAUAGGAACAAAACAAAAGAUUCAAACGAAAGCCUGCAAUCACUAAUGCCCAGAAAAAACAAAACAAAACAAAAGAGAGAGAGAGAGAGAUCCCUGACCGGCAUUAAGAAAAAGUUAUCUCUAUUUAGCCAACGAAGAAGUUAAAACUAGACUUUCAAUUAAAAUUACAGUUUAAUCCCAGUGGUCUAAUCUAACCCAUGUCAGUGUGGACUGGUAUUCUGCCACCACCAGACAGCUCUAAAAUCAAUAGUCCUGUGGUUCAAAUAAGUGGUAAAUUAGCAGAAUUAGUCCAACAUAUGAUCCUAGAUUUUUCCAUUUUUAUUUAUACAUUGAUCUGCAAAAAGAUUUUAAUAUAUUUGUAAUUUGUUUCCAAAUCAUUUGAAGCAUCUUUUUUCUUCCUGUAAAGCACUAUUAUUUUCCCACAAAGCUAAUCAAGAGAACCACUAUCCUAGCUUGAAUUCAGGGUGUUUCUUUGGAACCAGAAUAGUGGUUUAAUUUCUUUGUGGCACACACAUUCUAGCUUGAUGU
Phascolarctos cinereus (koala) is the source of this 4976-nucleotide messenger RNA. RefSeq names its product solute carrier family 16 member 4 (gene SLC16A4). Lineage: Eukaryota; Metazoa; Chordata; Mammalia; Diprotodontia; Phascolarctidae. Gene Ontology annotation, molecular function: monocarboxylic acid transmembrane transporter activity. The record is from RefSeq and is a predicted model, not a curated record. Gene Ontology annotation, biological process: transmembrane transport; monocarboxylic acid transport.